GCCUCCUCUGACAACGUGUCAGAUUGGUGACCGGCCCUCGACUGUUCAAUUCGCGCAGGGACAAGUCAGGACCAUCCAAGAAUCCUCUUUCCCACACUGGCCAGCCUCCGCGCUCACUCUGGCCAUCUCAGCCAUUCUGGUAUCCAUUCCUCUGCCUCCGGAUUCCGACCCGAGCUCGGAAUCUAGUAUUUUGUUGAGACGGCUGGCGGCACAACAUUUCGCAGAGGCGGCGUUUCGUGCAGUGGACGAUGAGAUCGAUGUGAUUUCUCAAACACCGACCCACCCAGCUACCUUAGCAAGGCCCGGGACCGGUAGGAACGACCUCUCGCCAGUGUCUUCCGUCCUAGCCUUGAUAUUACUAAGUGUCCAUGAAUACUGCCAGCGAGGGAACGUGUCACGUAUGCGGCGUCGCGCUAACCAGGCGAUCACGGCCGCCAUGGAUCUCCGCUUGCAUAGCCUGGGUGCUGCGGCAACCGAGGCACAGCGCCGAGUGUGGUGGGGUGCGAUGUUCGUUCUGUAUCUGUCGUCCAUCGAUCAAGACGUAUUGCCUAUCAUCACACUUGAUGACCAGAGGAUCACGACCCCGUAUCCUGCCAUCCACAACCACUCAGAGUUGUGGCCCCUUCUACUCCAGGCCGAAGCGGCCAUCCUAUCUGUCUCGCAGACCUUGCAUAACCGGCACAGCCCUCAAACCCUAGCAGCCGCGUCUCCUUCCCAGAUCAAGCCUGAAAUCACGCAACUGGACUCGACCAUCCUCGAAUUAACGCGCAAACUCGACCGGUCCCCGCGACCUGAAUCCAGGACCGAUGUCGAAGCACAAGCCCUCUUAACGGCGUGGGCGAUCGCUCAGUCCUUGACCUAUUCAGCCCGCGUGCGACUCCAUCGGUCCCGCGCCUUCAGCAACAUACCCCCCUUAUUCGUCUCCAGUCACUGCGAUCUCCCCGAUCAACCAGACCCCAGCUGUCCGAUGCAGAUGACACUCGAAGACCGGUUCCUCGCCUCUGCCGCCUUCCCAUUCACAGAAGCGCAGUCCUCCCUGAUCUGUCUGAAAGCUUCCCUGGCCAUGUCACGCGCCUACGAGAGGAUCGCAGCGAUUGCCUCUGGAGGUGGUGUGCGCCGCGGAGCACCACACCCCCACCCGAUUGGAGCAUCGCACGCUUCCUCCGCGGAGAGAUUUGUUCUUCCGGCUCUAGCCCAUGUUCCACCCCAAGCGCACAUGAUACCGUUCUUCCUCUGCGGCGCGAUGCAGGCCUCGUAUGUCCUGCUUAUGACUUACCAUCAGCUUCGGGCGGCGCUCUGGUCGACGGUGGAGGAUUCGCAGGUCUCUUUGUCCAAGUACGCGCACCUACUUCCGCACCCGGUGGAGCCGGGAUCCGAGAUCCCGGAUGUGGAGCGGCUGCUGCGGGAGAUACGGCAGGGCGUGGACUCGAUCCUUGGGGUCAUGCGGUUGACGGUCAUGUUUGAGGGGGUUGGGGGAAUGGCGGCGGAGGUUCAGAGCGCGUAUCAUUCAGUGUGUGGGGGUGAAAUGUGAUUAGCUGUUUUGUUCUUGUCUUCUCCCAUUGUAUAGUAGAUAGAUAAUGAGUUUCAGGGUAAGACGUAUCCUGGUUUAGGC
This is a messenger RNA of Aspergillus aculeatus ATCC 16872, 1612 nucleotides long. RefSeq lists its product as uncharacterized. NCBI's taxonomy places the organism in Eukaryota, Fungi, Ascomycota, Eurotiomycetes, Eurotiales, Aspergillaceae. Bases 437 to 1531 code for a protein of 364 amino acids. The record is from RefSeq and is a predicted model, not a curated record. The transcript is spliced from 5 exons.